AGUGCAUCCAGCAGAAGUAAAUCCGGAAAAAUAGGGGAGGCGAACCGAUCAGAUUCAGAUCUUUAUUAUUAUUAUUUCUGCCGAAUAAAUAACAAAUUGAUCUCUCGAGGAGGACAGAGCAGGACAAGGAUUGAAUCAGAGUCGAAUAACCCGACGUGAACUAUGCCACCGAACGUGAAGGACAAGGAGGGUUCAGCCCACGCUUUGGGGGAGGAGGACCUCGACGACGACGCGCGACCCUUUAUCACCCCCAAAAAGGAAAUCCUCUACGACGGUUAUUUCUACGAUGUGACCGAUUUCGUGGACCGACACCCGGGCGGGUUUGUCAUAGAUUAUUACACGACGCCCGGAGAGGACGCGACCGUCCCGAUACUCGAGUUCCACAACAGGUCAAAAUCCAAGGUUGACCUUAUCAUGAAGUCGCUCCCACGGAGGAAGGCACAAGAGCAUGAGAUGUACUUUGCUGGUAACCGCGCCUCCCGUGAUCGCUACGCCGCGAUGACCUCUGACUUUCUCGCCCUGCAUAAAGAAGUCGAAGCCGAAGGUCUCUUUAAGCCCGUGUACUGGCGCAACUUCCUCGUCGUGCUGGAGGUCACUUUCACGAUGGCAUUGGGCGCCUGGAUCGUGGCUUCGCACCCGGAAAGCGUCGCGUUCAAAAUCCUGGGUGCCAUCAUCGUCGGACUUGGCAUGGGACGGAUGGGGCUUCUGCAGCACGAAUGUGGUCACAACUCGGUUUCCGGCAACCCCAAAUUGGACAAGGCCCUGCAAAAUAUUUUCUACGGUUUGUACAUGGGAAUGAGUGCCAAGUGGUGGGUGAGACGACAUAAUCGACACCACGCCAUGCCGCAACGGUACCAGAGGGACUUUGACAUGGAGCAUCUACCCGUAACCGCCACCCACGCGGACUUUGUCACUGAUGCGGACAACUUUGCACAGAAUAAUGUACUCACGCGAAAUCAGGGAUUCCUCCUCCCCCUGAACGGGACAUUGUUCAUCUGCGCCAUCAACUUUUACUACCACCCGCACUACAUCAUCAAGCGUGGGCUGUGGGAGGAGGCGCUCUCACUUUUGGCACAUUUUGCUCUGGCAUUCUACAUCAUGGGCGUGUGGCCCUACCUGCUCGGCAAGACCUUCAUGUCGCUCUAUCUCUCGUCCUCCUUCGCCCUCAACCACACCCACCUUCCGAUCACCUAUGAGAACAAGCAUUGGCUCGAGUUUGGCCUGCAACACACGGCCAACGUGUCGCCAGGAUGGUUUAACGACUGGUGGCUCAUCCUCCUCAACUAUCAGAUUGAGCACCACCUUUUCCCAACGAUGCCACAGUACAAUCUCCGCUUCGUCUGUGAGCGUGUCAAGAAGUUGGCUGCCAAGUAUGACCUCAAAUACGAAACGACCUCACUCCCCCACGCCUACAAGAACAUUAUGGAACACAUGCUCGAAGUGCAGGGUCACGUGAGGGAAGUGCACCAACGGAAGAAGGAGGCUCAAAAGACGGAGUAAUUAUUUAGUCAAGAUAAAAUUUAAUAAGUAUUUGGUUUGGUCAUUUAACUGCAUAUGUAAAUCUUAUAAAUAAUUACAACCUUGAUCAUAAAUAAUAUACUUGACAUUGCGAUGUCAUAGGUUAAAGUUCAACGUGCAAACUGUGUACGAUACAUAAAUUACUAGAUUACGUCCAUCUGUGACAUUGACACCACAACGGCACCCAAACUCUGUUGGAUUAAUUAAUCAAUGAAUGGAAUAAAAAUGUUACGAGUGGAUAAUACUCGAGAUAACAUGCAUUCCGUGCAAUUCGAA
Messenger RNA from Folsomia candida, 1794 nucleotides. Its product is annotated as acyl-lipid (8-3)-desaturase. The record is from RefSeq and is a predicted model, not a curated record. Lineage: Eukaryota; Metazoa; Arthropoda; Collembola; Entomobryomorpha; Isotomidae. Gene Ontology annotation, molecular function: heme binding; oxidoreductase activity, acting on paired donors, with oxidation of a pair of donors resulting in the reduction of molecular oxygen to two molecules of water. Gene Ontology annotation, biological process: lipid metabolic process. Gene Ontology annotation, cellular component: membrane. The transcript has 6 exons. The coding region runs from base 163 to 1500 and encodes 445 amino acids.